Messenger RNA from Alternaria atra, 1065 nucleotides. RefSeq lists its product as uncharacterized. Gene Ontology annotation, cellular component: nucleus; CCAAT-binding factor complex; prefoldin complex. Bases 1 to 1065 code for a protein of 354 amino acids. The record is from RefSeq and is a predicted model, not a curated record. Gene Ontology annotation, molecular function: DNA-binding transcription activator activity, RNA polymerase II-specific; RNA polymerase II cis-regulatory region sequence-specific DNA binding; protein heterodimerization activity. NCBI's taxonomy places the organism in Eukaryota, Fungi, Ascomycota, Dothideomycetes, Pleosporales, Pleosporaceae. Gene Ontology annotation, biological process: regulation of transcription by RNA polymerase II; protein folding. The transcript is spliced from 9 exons.
AUGGCGUCUCAACAGCAGUUGAAGAAGCAGCAAGAGCUCCAAACUACAUAUCAAAACUACAAGAACACGCUUCAAACAAUUGCCUCAAAGAUUGGCGAUAUCGAGCAGGAGACCGAAGAGCACAAACUUGUAUUGGAGACGCUACAACCUCUGCCGGGAGACCGUAAAUGCUUCCGCAUGAUCAACGGUGUCUUGACUGAGAGAACGGUCAAGGACGUCGUCCCGAUCUUGCAGACCAACUCCGAUGGCCUGAAGCAAGCCUUGGAAGAGCUAGUCAAGCAGUACAAGUUGAAGCAAGAUGAGAUGGAGAAGUGGAAGGCGUCACCUCUAGUAGUAGUUCACUCGACGCUCUCUUGCGCCGUGCUCUCCGUUGUCGCCGCUCCCCACGCAUCUCGUUACACCACUGACCGCAGGUUGCAUACUCGGCCGCCAAGCUGUUCCGUCGUCUCUCCCAGUGACGUGGUCGCCAACGGAAUAGUCGCCAGCGCAUACGCUUCCGAGCAGGCAACCGAUAAUAUGUCGGCAUCUCCCCCAAAGCAGGAGGGUGUGGAACCAGUCCAGUCUCCUGACGAAGAACAGCCCAUGGACAGGAACACAGAGGAGAACACAGCUCAGAUAGGUUACGAAUUCGAGGUCAAGGAGCAAGACCGAUGGCUUCCAAUCGCCAAUGUCGCGCGAAUCAUGAAGAUGGCGCUCCCCGACAACGCCAAAAUCGCCAAAGAGGCCAAAGAAUGCAUGCAGGAGUGUGUGAGCGAGUUCAUCUCGUUCAUCACCAGCGAGGCCUCCGAAAAGUGCCAACAGGAAAAGCGCAAAACUGUCAACGGCGAGGACAUCCUCUUUGCCAUGACUUCGCUCGGUUUCGAGAAUUACUCGGAAGCCCUCAAGAUCUACCUAUCCAGGUAUCGCGAAAACAAGCCACCCACUGGGCAGUUCGGUUCAUCCGGGUCCGGCGGGCCCGCAGGCCCAGAGAGUCAACAGCAUGUACUGAGCGGCGACUCCGAGAUGGCCGAAGACGGCACCGCCUUUGGAUACACGGUCCACAACGGGAACGGGAACGAGUACUAG